Molecule: messenger RNA, 6251 nt
Organism: Paramisgurnus dabryanus
Lineage: Eukaryota; Metazoa; Chordata; Actinopteri; Cypriniformes; Cobitidae
Gene: ptpro
Product: protein tyrosine phosphatase receptor type O
Biological process (GO): axon guidance; negative regulation of canonical Wnt signaling pathway; peptidyl-tyrosine dephosphorylation involved in inactivation of protein kinase activity
Cellular component (GO): glutamatergic synapse; GABA-ergic synapse; plasma membrane
Molecular function (GO): protein tyrosine phosphatase activity; Wnt-protein binding; cadherin binding
Source: RefSeq, a predicted model, not a curated record
CCCGCUGCUGCGCUUCACAAGAACCUCCGUGCGUCUCCAUCAUUCACCCGUCCUGCAGAGCCGAACCGAGAGCUCACGGAACCGAACUUAGCUCCAGAUGGACGGGACGCGUGAGCUCUGACAGCACGGCUCUCAUUGGUGGAUGUUGGGCUCGGUUCGGAGGUCCAAUCUCGGUCUGAUUGUUCGCUAUUGUUCGGAUGUGUGACGGUCCUAAUAUGAGUUCUGCUAUCGUCUGGAGCGCGCUGCUCGCCACCUUCACCAUCGUCAUCGUCAUUCAGAGUGUGGUUUCGUUCCAGGUGGAGUUCCAGGAUGAGAUCCGGUUGCUGAUGCGUUUGGAUGCUGAUGAUGUCAGACAGAAUAUGUCCAUGUAUUCAGUUCGAGUGUCCGGAGAACCUUACACACACACUCUCGUGUUCUCCAGACCCAACAACAAUCAGACACUCCCAGAAGCGCUGCUGUUUAACAUCUCAUAUCACGGCCUGUGUUAUACCAUCAGUCUGCUGCUGGGAAACAACCCCAAACCUGUUCAAACAGUCACGCUUCUCACCAAACCUCUUCCUCUAGACAGCGUCCAGAUAUCUGAUUAUGGUCCGAGUCCAGAAACAGCCGUUGUGUUUCACAUCAGUUCUCCCGAGAGAAACAUCUACACUCGAGUAAACAUCAGUUACACAGAGGGUCAUCAUCAGCGUUAUAUGCUUUAUAAAGAUUUUUUCAAAGGUAAAACAGUCUUUAAGCAUUGGCUAUCAGGCACAUGUUACAGUAACAUCACCUUCCAGCUGAUCUCAGAAGUCACAGUCAACAGGACGACACUGAUGAAACACAGUGACAUCACUCAUGAACCUCAGUAUCACAGGACGGUCCCAAACCCUCCGCUCAACGUGUCCUUCAGGAUCAUUCACCUCAGUGACCGGGGUUCAUCUGCAAUUAUAGCACUUCUGAAGGCUUCCCACAAUGCAUCUGUGUCUCGUAGGACUCGUGAAGUCUCUUCAGCUGAAACAAACAGUGAAGAAAUGAAAAGUGAAGUCUUGAGUGCCACUGUGAUCCAAACGACCGUGGAUCCAUCUGAAAACCUGACCCACAGCUCAGAGUUUAGUACAGAUGUUUAUCUCACGACAGCAGAACCCAUCCAAGAAAACAACACCGACACGCUCUGGACAGAAUCGACAGGAAGUCCGGCCCCGACUGAAGUGGAUGAGUUUGUCAAUGGUUUGAUACCAGAAUAUGAGGAUUCAAAUGAGCCUGGUUCAGCUAUGAGUCUGAACUUUGAAUCGACUGUCCUGCCGACCCCUCCGUCUCCAAUUCUUCUUGAGUUACGAUGGUUACCGCCCAGUCCACCGACAUCCUUUGAUGGCUUUAACAUCUACAUCUACCGUGAUGGAAACAUCACAGAGACGGCAUCAGUGGAUGAAAACACUCAUGAGUUCUUCAGUGAACUCUCAGAAGCAGGAACGUAUCGAAUCCAUGUGUCAACGCUCAGUUCGUCUGGAGAUUGUGAACCCAGAGAGAGUUCAGCAGACACCGGAUUCACUUUCUACCUUAGUCCGUCAGGUGAGUGGAUGGCUCAACCUCAGGAGCGUCCACAGGCUGUCAGUGUGAAGAUGUUGGACUCAAGCACAGCUGCUGUCUCCUGGGCUCCAUCAGCUCACAAAUACAACAGCAGUCUGAUCUCAGUUCUGUCACUCACGUGUCUGCAGCCCAGCAUCAGUCAGCGCAUGGAGAGCACCUACUGCUCUGAGGAGAACAUCACCAGUGAUGUCAUCACUAAUCUGAUGCCGGGUGCUCAGUACAGAGUGAUGGUUUAUCACACUAAUGGACCACUGAUUAGUCCCCCUUCCGAGCCGGUCAUCAUCGAUAUAGAGCCCACGGGGGUUCGGGAUCUGGUGGUUUAUCCUCUCAGUCCCACGGCUGUGAUUUUGAGCUGGCAGAGGCCUUAUAACGUCGCCUUCCGGAAAUACGUCCUGCAAACCUUCUUCUUUAAUUCAGCCGCACAGACAUCGCAGUGGACGACUUACUACGAGAUCGCCGCCACAGCAUCUGUCAUCGCUUCAGUGAGAGUGACGGAUCUAUUACCGGCAUGGUACUACAACUUUCGUGUUACCAUGGUGACGUGGGGUGAUCCGCCCCUGAGCUGCUGCGAAAGUUCGACCGUGAGCUUUGUUACAGCUCCAGAAGCUCCUCACAUCUCAACUGUGGAUUACUCUCACGGGAUGCUGUACGUGCGGUGGACGUAUGGAGAUCUCUUCACUGACCUGUCUCACUCUCGGAUGCUGCACUGGCAGGUGGUGGCGGAGGGAAGGAAAGGAUCCAGACGAAGAUACACUGUAGAUGUCACUCGUAACAUGAUGAAGGCAUCUCUGGCUCUUCCUCCGGGUGACAUCUAUAACCUGACAGUCACUGCCUGCACAGAGAGAAGCCGUAACACAUCACUGCCUCACAUCAUGAAGCUGGAUCCGGCCCCUCCAAAGUCUCUCUACGCCAUUAACACCACAGAUACGGCCGUCACACUGCUGUGGACUGAAGACGGUGUUGUUGAUUUCUACCAGAUCAUCUGUAGACAACUGGGACUCAACAGAAAACAGAAAGUCCGUGAGCCGCUGGUCACCGCUUCACAUGUUUUGACAGUCUCUGGUCUUCAGCCGUCCACAUCAUAUAACUGUUCUGUGAUCAGUAUGAGCUACAGCAGCUCCAGUGAACCCGUUCACAUCAGCAUCACCACCUCAGUACGUGAAAUGAACCCGAGUGUUGCCGCUAUCUCAGCUCUGGCGGUUCUCAGUGUUUUGUUGAUCAGUCUGCUGGUUCUCUUUCUGUUGGUGUUACGGAAGAAACACAUGGAACUGAACCGGGAAUGUGCAGCUGAAACCUUUGUCAAUUUCGCAUCUUUUGAGCGGGACGGAAAACUUCCAUAUAACUGGCGCAGGAGUCUGUUUGCGUUCCUCACGCUUCUCCCAUCCUGCCUCUGGACUGACUAUCUUUUGGCCUUUUAUAUUAAUCCGUGGAGUAAAACAGCACUUAAGAAGAGAAAACUAACCAGUCCGGUUCAGCUCAGUGAUUUUGAGACUUACAUCAAAGAUAUGAGCAGAGAUUCGGCGUACAAAUUCUCUCUCCAGUUUGAGGAAUUGAAGAGUGUUGGUCUGGAUUUGACUCAUGAAGCUGCUGAUAUGCCCAUCAACAGACCCAAAAACCGCUACACCAACAUCCUGCCCUAUGACUUCAGUCGGGUUAAACUGAUCUCACUGCACAAUGAUGAAGGUUCAGAUUACAUCAAUGCAAACUAUAUUCCUGGUUAUAAUUCUCCGACCGAGUACAUUGCCACACAAGGACCGCUUCCUGACACCAGAAAUGAUUUCUGGAAGAUGGUUUUACAGCAGAAGUCUCACAUUAUUGUUAUGCUGACGCAGUGUAAUGAGCGCAGAAGGGUGAAGUGUGACCAUUACUGGCCAUUCACAGAAGAGCCUGUGGCGUGCGGCGAGGUGACGGUCGAGAUGAUGUCAGAGACAGAGUCACCGGAGUGGACCAUCAGAAAUUUCAGACUGGGAUAUGCUGAUGAAACUCAAGACGUUUUACACUUUAAUUACACAUCGUGGCCCGAUCAUGGCGUGCCCACGGUCAACGCCAUCGAGAGCAUAUUGCAGUUUGUACAAAUUGUCAGACAGCAGGUGAACAGGACUAAAGGACCGAUCAUAGUUCACUGCAGUGCUGGAGUGGGUCGAACCGGCACAUUCAUCGCUCUGGAUCGGCUCAUGCAGCACAUUCAAGAACAUGAAUAUGUGGAUAUUUUGGGCUUGGUGUCUGAGAUGCGCUCACACAGACUGUCUAUGGUCCAGACUGAGGAGCAGUACGUGUUUAUCCAUCAGUGUGUCCUGCUUAUGUGGAAGAAGAAGAAACAUCAAUCCCACACCAGUGAUGUCAUCUAUGAGAACGUCAGCAAGUCUUAAUGAAGUCCUGCUGACGGUCUCUUCUCCUCAGUGUUCAGAGUUGAGAGACGUCAACACCAACAAACCAACAGUCGUACAGGAGAAGAUCUCCCUCACGCACCGCCCUCAACACACACACACACACACACACACACAGCUUCUCAUCCGCAGCUGCAGUCAAAUGCCUUAAAGUCCUGCAUCAUUCUGCAGCGAUCACGACUGCACGACCUGCAGUUUCAUCCAUAUUUACUUUCAUUUAGUUUCUGUGUCAAUCUCAGGAUCAUCCCGCCACCCUGCUGGACACCCGGAGUAAUGCAGGACAGAAGAGUUACGGCGUUACAGCGCUGUGAAGUACUGUAUGUAUCUGUCCAUAGUAGUGUUAGUUUUCACACCUUCAGCUGAGGUCCUGCAUCACGUUCAUCUCCUGUCAGCAAAUGUAAAGACAUUCGGGACGUGAUGAUGUUCUUUAAUAUUCCAGCACUGCCAUAAACACACACACAGUGUAUGUGAAGAGUGUUUGAUCUGUUUCCAUGUAUAUGAACAUAAGAAGGAAAUGACAGAGAUGCUUCAGCAGAACUUUGCAGCCGUAUGGACGCGCAGGUGUGUGUGUGUUAAAGAGUACAGCGGAGUAUUGAUGAAUUGUUUUGCACUGAUCAUAUCUAUUGCUGUAAACUGUGUUCUCCAGUAGCUGCGCUUCUGUGACUGUGAAUUGUGUUUUUAAAGUCUGUGCGAUCUUUAUCAACUCAACACAGACCUGUAACAUCUGAGACAGAGAUGAGCUGCUUGUGUCAAACACAACACUAGUUGCGUUACCCUUCGACUUGCGCAAAUUGAAAUAGCGAAUUGAACACGCACCCAAUGGAAACACAGCGGUGUUAACUCCCAGGACAAAAGAGCUAUGUUUGACUUUGUGUCCCGUCACAAGAACCGACAAUGGCAUUACAUCAAAAUACAGUCAGAGCGAUUCGUGAGUCAAAUGCUCUGUUUUCUUUCAAGACGCGUUUGCGGUAUUUUGAUGUCGGUUUGCACGGUGCCGACAAUAGUUACGUUUAAGACGUAAAAAAUCGGUUAAUGAAAACGCCGUCAUCCGUUUUUGUAGACAUUUAGACAAUUAUGUUAAACUUGUAUAAAUCUUUAAUGGAAACACAGCCACUGUUGAUCUAGGUCAUUAGUUUGUUUUUCUUGUACGGAGUUUCUAAAUGUCGAUAAGAAACUAUUGCAAAAUGACGGGGUUUCCAUUUAGAGAUGUUAUGCAACUAAAGCGUUAUUUUUCCGCUCGCGAUGAAUGAUUCCAAAUAUUAUCAUUUACGUAUAUCACAGACGUGUUAUCCAAGUAUUAAUAUCAAGGAAAGCCUCAUGUGAUCAUGAGACUUUUAUGCACAUGAGGUGACCUUUAAAUGUGAAAAUUUGCAGUAUUGCAAUAUAUUGCUUUCUCGAAUCGCAUAAAGCACUGCCUCAUAUGAGCGUAAAAACACUUGCCAUAAAUAGUUCUGCAAAAUUGACGUGUUCUCAAUUCGCAAUUUAAAUCAGUGCAAUUUGAAAGGGGAUGGAAACGCAGUUAUUGAUGGAUGAUUUAGGAAUCAAAUGAACAUUUACACAGUUGAGAUCCAGGCUGACGUUAAGCAGCUCAUGUCUGUCCGAGUAAACACAGAGUCCAGCUGCUGUUGGUGUUGAAUUUGAGCUCUGUGCGCAUCGUAAAGCUCCACAGAUGAAUCUCACUCAUUGCACAUCGUCGUGUUUCUGCCAGUGUGGUGAGUUUGACCGUUGCAUGCUGCAAAGUGAAAGAAAUUACUUUAGUCUCAUUGUUAGGUUUAGACUUAAGAUCAGACGUUAAAUCUGAAUUUGUAUUUGAUCGGACUUGCCUGUUUAUCAGACACAUGAGUUUUCAAACACCUCAAGGUUACAGAUGAAUGAAAACUUUACCUAACAACUAGACUGCGUUUUAUAAUUCAACAAUUAGGCACUGAACUUACUGUUACUGUAAAUACUGUUGAUUUUUACAUGAAAUGACAAAAGAGAUACUGUAUUGUGCUAAAUGAUCCGGGUACAUGACUUAACUAGCUAGUAAACUAGAGAACUAGUUCAUGUGGCAGAAGUCAGUGUGUGAAUCUGCAAUUUUCUCUGGAAAUGAGAGAAACUUUCCUCUAGAUUGAGAUUUUGAGUUAUUACAGGCACAUUUAGUUUUUCAUUUGACAUUAGUGUUUGUCCAGGUCAGACUUGUCUGUCUUUUGAUGUCAUUCUUGUGUAUCGUGUGACUUCAAGUAGCCGAUCGAUCCACUCUCACAGUUUCAAUGUGUGUUUGUUUGAAACAAAUAAAGUCAACAUUUGAAUACUUAA